AUGGCGGCCGAGGUUCAACUGCUGCAGCCGCUCAAGCUGCCAAAAGGCCCCUCGACACUGACCUCGGAGCAAAAAUACUGGAAUUCGUACGCGUCGGAAUUGCGACUCGACCCGUCGCAGCACUCGUCGCCUGUCACCCACAUCUCGAUACCGCCUCCUCCGCCCUCGAGCCUGCAAACCGCGGCGCAAGACCUCUUCGCCGUCACCACAGGAUCGCGCGUGCAAAUUUUCUCGUCCAAAACGAGAAAAGUGGUAAAGACCAUCUCGCGGUUCGGUGUCGAUGACAUUGCGCACUCGGGUAACAUACGGCGCGAUGGCCGCAUAUUGGUCGCAGGAGGCGAAAGCGGUGCCAUACAGGCCUUUGACGUGAAGAGCAGGGCCAUUUUGAAAACAUGGAAAGAGCACAAGCAGCCUGUGUGGGUGACGCAAUGGCAUCCGACCGAGCUCACCAACCUCAUGAGCUGUUCCGACGACAGGACAGUGCGGCUAUGGGAUCUGCCGAGUGACAAGAGCAUGACGAAAUUCGACGGCCAUCAGGACUAUGUGCGCUGCGGUGCCUUCAUGCCGGCGCAGAGCGGACUGCUGGUCUCAGGUAGUUAUGAUCAGACGGUGCGCCUCUGGGACUCGAGAGCAGGCGGCAAGGCAGUCAUGGUCUUCAAGCACGCCGCCCCUAUCGAGGCCGUCUUGCCCAUGCCUUCCGGUACCGCCGUUCUCGCCUCCAGCGACAAUGCCAUCAGUGUCCUUGACCUCAUUGCCGCAAAGCCAAUCCACAUGCUGCGCAACCACCAGAAGACCGUCACCGCCCUGACCCUUGCCAACAACGGCGAACGCCUCCUCUCCGGCGCGCUCGACGGGCACGUCAAGGUGUUUGAGACCACAGGCUGGAACGUCGUGGGAGGCCUCAAAUACCCGUCUCCCAUUCUCUCCCUCAGCGUCAUUCCCAGCCAAAAUGAAGACAAGCACAUUGCUGUCGGUAUGCAAUCGGGUCUCUUAUCACUCAAAACUCAUCUUUCGGGCGAACAAAAGGCCCAAGCACGCGAACGCGAGAAGGAGAUGAAGGCCUUGAUGGAGGGCAAGAUUGAAGAGUACGACCGCGGUAAGAAGCGAAAGCGCGGCGCGGGCUGGGAGAAGCGACUUCGUGGCAAAGACUACACCGGCGAAAGCGCGGACAUUGUCAUUGAGGGAAAUGCGAGGGGAAAGAUUACAAAGGGAACAGCAUGGGCGCAUGCGUUAAGGGCGGCCCAGUAUGCAAAGGCUUUGGAUUUAGUCUUCGAAGUCAAGGACCACAACGCACGCGACCAACACCUCUCUCUCCUCACCGCACUACGUCACCGCUCUGCGCUUCGGACUGCCUUGAUGAACAGGGACGAAGUCACGCUCCAACCCAUCUUGCGCUGGAUCAUCAAGAAUAUUUCCGACUACCGCAUCACGCAGCUGACCACGGAUGUUGCUCUUGUCGUACUCGACCUCUACGCCGAUCAGCUGGGUCGAAGCGAGGAGAUUGAUCAACUUGUUUCAGCACUAAUGAAUCGGGUCAAGGUCGCCGUAGAUGCAAGUCAAAGUGCAUGGAGUGUACAGGGUAUGGUAGAUAUGCUUACAGCAAGUGUCGGCAUCGAGGAAGUUGUCGAGGCGUAA
This is a messenger RNA of Parastagonospora nodorum SN15, 1635 nucleotides long. RefSeq lists its product as hypothetical. The record is from RefSeq and is a predicted model, not a curated record. Gene Ontology annotation, molecular function: protein binding. The transcript is spliced from 2 exons. Lineage: Eukaryota; Fungi; Ascomycota; Dothideomycetes; Pleosporales; Phaeosphaeriaceae. Gene Ontology annotation, cellular component: nucleolus. The coding region runs from base 1 to 1635 and encodes 544 amino acids. Gene Ontology annotation, biological process: positive regulation of transcription by RNA polymerase I; rRNA processing.